GUUCUGGGUACUUGCACUUGUUCUGGGUACCAUUUUGUGUAUGCACUAUCUGCAUGCUAGUUGGUAUCUAAUAAAUGUAUGAUUCUGUAUGUGCAGAUGUCAUGUGAUGAUGAUAGUGAUGAUGACAACCAAUAUGAAUUGAAGAAAAAAUUGAUUUGUCUUCAUUCCGAGCAUAUGUCGGUCAUUUGUGAAGGAGCAACAAAAAUAGUUGGAAAGUAUUGCAGUAGUUGGAUCAUGAAGAAUGAGCCUAGGAAAUCUAUCUUGACAGGAUUUGGAUGGUUGCAAGAGACUAUUGGAACACCAAGGGAGUCCUUUACAAUGUUCAGAAUGAAGACAAGAGUUUUCUUUGAGCUUCAUGACUUGUUGGUGAAGGACUAUGGGCUCGGUUAUUCUCCAUUUGUUAGCAGCUACGAGUCUCUUGCUAUGUUCUUGUGGACCUUGGGGGGUUGUGAAUCAAAUAGAAGGACCCAAAACCGUUUCAAACAUUCACCUGACACUAUCCACCGCAAGUUCCAUGAGGUACUGCAUUGUGUGGUCAGGAUGUCUUGUCACUACCUCAAGCCGAAAGACCCCAAUUUUCACAUUGUGCAUCAAAGGAUCCUUGGUGAUAAACGAGCAUAUCCACACAUGAAAGACUGCAUUGGUGCAAUAGAUGGGACUCACAUUAGAGCUUCAAUUCCAGAAGACAAGCAAAUUAGAUAUAUUGGAAGGACAGGCGCAGUCACUCAGAAUGUGAUGGCAAUAUGUGACUUUGAUAUGCAUUUCACUUAUGCUUCAAUUGGACAACCUGGUUCUAUGCAUGACACAAGUGUGCUAUUUCAUGCAAUGCAUGCGGACAAGGCCACCUUCCCCCAUCCUCCAAAGGACAAGUACUACCUUGUGGAUGCUGGCUAUCCUAAUAGAAAGGGAUAUCUCGCACCGUACAAAGGUGAAAGAUAUCAUGUGCCUGACUUUCAUAAAGGUGUUCCACCCAAUACUCCUAAAGAAAAGUUCAAUAGGCUCCACUCGUCCAAACGCAAUUGCAUAGAGAGAGCCUUUGGAGUGUGGAAGAUGAAAUGGCAGAUUCUUCUAAAGAUGCCAAGCUACUCCAUCGAAACACAAAAGAUGAUUGUUGCUGCUACUAUGACUUUGCACAACUAUGUUCGCUUCCAUGAUGAAGAAGAUAUUCACUUUGUUCGAUGUGACAGGGACCCGGACUAUGUGCCAACAAUUCCGGAAUGAUACAAGAAAUUUGUUGUUCCUUCACACGCAUCGGAUACAUCAACUACAGCGGAAAAUGGUGAAGACAUGGAUGUGUUUAGGCAAGAACUAGCUACAGCCAUUGCUCUAAGUUGGUGAGAUAUCGUUGAUGUUUGACACAUGUACGUGGCCUUUUGAUUUGCAAACUUAUGCAAAACUAUGAGGUGAAGCUUUGUUGAUCUUAGAGACAUGUAUUUGCCCCUUUUGAUUUGCAAGCUUAUGCACAAUGAGAGGCUUUUGUUCUAUAAAACAUGUGUGAAACUUGAUGCUUAUGCCAUGAUAUACAUUUUCA
Messenger RNA from Triticum dicoccoides, 1531 nucleotides. RefSeq lists its product as uncharacterized. The coding region runs from base 79 to 1221 and encodes 380 amino acids. The record is from RefSeq and is a predicted model, not a curated record. The transcript has 2 exons. NCBI's taxonomy places the organism in Eukaryota, Viridiplantae, Streptophyta, Magnoliopsida, Poales, Poaceae.